UCCAUAAUAUAUCUCGCGCCGACCAGUCAACAACCCACGUCCACUUCCUUCCACCUCUCUCCACAACACUCAGCGCGACAACGACCUCCACGAUGUCGUCUCUCGUCCAGAUCACCUCGCUGGAGCAAUUCAGCUCACUUAUAAACUCCUCUGCCUUUGUUGUGGCCGACUUCUACGCGGAUUGGUGCGGACCAUGCAAAGCCAUCGCCCCUGCGUACGAGCAGCUGGCCUCGCAGCUGUCGCGCCCGAACCGGAUCACAUUCACCAAGAUCAACGUCGACAAUAACCAGGAUAUUUCUCGGCAGUAUGGGAUUACGGCAAUGCCCACCUUCGUCCUUUUCGAACACGGCCGCCGCACCUCCACCGUCCGCGGCGCCAACCCCAAAGAACUCAACGAGCUGGUCCGCAAACUCGCCACGGAGGCCAAGAAAACGCCCGAGUCGAGCGGCACCUCUGUCGGCGAAUCCAGCGGCGUUGGUUGGAACGGGGCUGCCGUGCCCAAAGGCUACAGUGACAUUACGGACCAAUACGACCCGAAGGGCCUGGAAUUGCUGAACCGGGACAGUGAGUUUGGGACGGCCAAGACGCUUUUCGAUAGUUCGAAGCCCUCGUCGCUUAACAACAAUGGGAAGGGGAAGGCCGGUGGAGCCCCGGAUUGGGUGGAGAGUGAUACGGAUGAGCAGUUGAUGUUGUUUAUUCCGUUUCAGUCUACGUUGAAGGUGCAUUCGUUGCAGGUUACGUCGUUGCCGCCGAAGGAGGCUGAGGAUGGGGAUGAUGAUGAGGUGCCGAUGAGGCCGAAGACGGUGCAGUUGUAUACGAACCGGUCGCAUGUGUUGGGAUUUGAUGAGGCGGAUGAUAUUCCGGCGGUGCAGAAGGUGGAAAUUCAGCCGGAGGAUUGGGAUCCGAAGACGGGUACGGCCAAGAUUGAUCUGCGGUUUGUCAAGUUCCAGAGUGUGAUGUCGUUGGUGAUUUUCUUUGUGGAUGGGGAUGGGGAUGGAGAGAAGUUGAGGGUGGAUCGAGUGAGGAUCUUUGGGGAGGCGGGUGAGAAGAGGGAGAUGGGCAAGUUGGAGAAGAUUGGUGAUGAGCCUGGGGAGUAAACUACAGUAGACUCUACAGUAGUAUACUCGGGAUACACUGAACUGUAUACACCAGGAGCAAGCAGAAGUACAAAUUACUCAUGCGGUAGAUUAGUCAAGCACUCACUACAUGCCGUACAAACGUUCAUAAUGAAACACAACACUGAUAUACACAUCCAAA
Messenger RNA from Aspergillus sclerotioniger CBS 115572, 1257 nucleotides. Its product is annotated as thioredoxin-like protein 1. The transcript is spliced from 3 exons. NCBI's taxonomy places the organism in Eukaryota, Fungi, Ascomycota, Eurotiomycetes, Eurotiales, Aspergillaceae. The record is from RefSeq and is a predicted model, not a curated record. The coding region runs from base 93 to 1097 and encodes 334 amino acids.